UCCAAGACAGACACACGUUAGCUCGCCCGAGACCGUGGACGCGGAGGAUAAAGCGAAAAGAAGUUUGAGCUGUGACCUAAAGCCCUUCACCUGCCCAGACUGCCACCCAUGGAAAACUUUAACGGGCUGGAAACAUCACCUCGUACUGCGUGCGGAAGCGACUCGUGAGCUGGCCUGCGCUGUGAAGUUAUUAUUUUUUACAUGAAUAUCAUCCAGUCCCUUUAAAACGAUUUGUCCUGAAUCCUUUUCACCGCACCGGCAUCUUAAUCCGGAUUCUUCAUAUAUGGGAAAGGGGGAGUAAAGUGAUGAACAGAGCGGUACCGGGUCCCGGCGCGGAUGGGGUCCAGACCGUGAUCAGCCGGGACAGAGCCGUAGCCGGGCCAGUGGCGGACGCGGUCCAGCCCGUGAUGAGUCGGGACAGAGCGGUACCGGCUCCCGGCGGGGACGGGGUCCAGACCGUGGUGGGCCCAGACAGCGGAGACAUGCUGGACGGAGGGGCCGCCGGGGAGAAGCGGAUCUUCUCCAACACGGGGGCCGGACGCAGAGACGCUCAGGCCGUGGAGAACCACUCAGAACCUCCUCCGACGAACCCGGUGUUAGCCCCGCCACAGCAGGGCCCGACCGGGCACCGGACCACCUCUUUCUCCGUACUGGACAUUCUGGACCCCAACAAGUUCACGAGCAGCCGGCGACACCAGCAGCAGCACGCGAACCACCGAGGGGAGCGCGAGCCCAGCGCAUACGGGGCAGAGAACCGGAGAGAAGCCGCGGGGGAGCGCGAGCCCAGCCUGGAGGCCAGCAAAGGCUGCUACGGCGCCGAUGAAUACCCCAGCAAGGAAAGCUUUGUAUACAGAAGCCCAGAUGAGGAUGACUACCACAGAUCUGGGACCCCAGACUCAGAGGCUCCAGAUGGGCCCUACAGCAGUGAGGAGAGCAGCUCAGCUAUGCCCGGUAAUGAAGAAAGAGAUCUGGGCCAGCACAACCACCAGGACCCUGGCCGAGACACCACAAGCCCUGGAGGAGGCCCUGCAGUCCAGAACAAUGGGGGCCAGGGGCCGCAGGGCAAGCCCAAGAGGAAGCGCUCUGGCUCGGACUCCAAGUCAGGGAAGCCCCGUAGAGCCCGGACUGCCUUCACCUACGAGCAGCUGGUGGCGCUGGAGAACAAGUUCAAGUCGACGCGCUACCUGUCAGUGUGUGAGCGGCUCAACCUGGCCUUGUCGCUGUCCCUCACUGAGACCCAGGUCAAGAUCUGGUUCCAGAACCGCCGGACCAAGUGGAAGAAACAGAACCCCGGUGCCGACACCUCCGCCCCCACUGGCACAGGAGGAGCAGGAGGAGCAGGAGGUACGGGAGGAGCAGCAGGAGGCCUGGGCGGCCUCAGCCCUCUCAGCCCAUCCCCUCCAAUCAGCGGGCACCUGGCCAUGCACGCUGGCUACGCGGGCCACCAUCAUCCCCCUGCAGGCAGCCUGGUCCAGCUGCCUUUCCUCACCGCCAGCCACGUCCUGUCCCCCUUCAUGCUGGGGACACAGAGCUACGCUGCACCUGCCUUCUACAGCACACACCUGUAAACACACACACACCUGACAGAUCAAUCCUCAGACACACUCUGAGCCCAGAGAGACUGGAAUGUUUCAGUGUAUGAAUGAACUGCAACACAGCAGACAGACUGUCAGCGUGUCUCCUUUUUACUACCAACAUUUGAAGGCUUUAAUUUCAAGGGAUUAUUUUGAUAGAAUGUGAAUAUCUACCAGAAACUGUA
Messenger RNA from Micropterus dolomieu (smallmouth bass), 1759 nucleotides. RefSeq names its product NK1 transcription factor related 2-like,b (gene nkx1-2b). Gene Ontology annotation, molecular function: RNA polymerase II cis-regulatory region sequence-specific DNA binding; DNA-binding transcription factor activity, RNA polymerase II-specific. The coding region runs from base 306 to 1568 and encodes 420 amino acids. Gene Ontology annotation, biological process: regulation of transcription by RNA polymerase II; cell differentiation. NCBI's taxonomy places the organism in Eukaryota, Metazoa, Chordata, Actinopteri, Centrarchiformes, Centrarchidae. Gene Ontology annotation, cellular component: nucleus. The transcript has 3 exons. The record is from RefSeq and is a predicted model, not a curated record.